CAGCUGGAUCAGCUGGGUGAACGCGCGACUGCGCAGCAGCAAAAGUCUUGAGGGGAAAACCUGGUGAUUUUUAAUGCGAGUUUUUCUUUUAAAACGUUGGAAACAGGCUUGAUUUUUAAUUUAAGUUUGUGUUUUGAUUUCUUCUUUUUCUAGUUUUGUAUUCUUAACUUCGGAUUAAUUGGAUAAAAAUAUUUUAAAACAUUAUUUGGGGAGUUUUUUUGGCUUGAACCCUCGUGUUUAAUCACCUGUACAGACAGGAGUGUGUGGAGUGGAGCAGUGUGCGCUCAGUGUCAGACUACAGUGGUUUGAGUUGGACAGACAGACGAGUCUCCGGUGCCAACGCCUUUCCCCUCUUCUCUUCUCUGGCUCCGCUUCUCCUCGGCUGGGAAACUUCAGCUCGCACCGAGUCCGGGGUCGUUUGACGGCGUUUCCCCUUCAACUCAUGAGCAGCUGAAACUGAAAUCAGUCCGACGCUAAAGAAGUAGUUUGAGAGUGAAAAUGGGCUGCACGAUCAGCGCCGAGGACAAAGCUGCGGUGGAGAGGAGUAAAAUGAUUGAUAGAAACCUGCGGGAAGACAGAGAGAAAUCCUCCAAAGAAGUCAAACUGCUCCUGCUCGGUGCUGGGGAAUCUGGGAAAAGCACAAUAGUAAAGCAGAUGAAAAUCAUUCAUGAAGAUGGCUACUCAGAAGAGGAGUGCAAACAGUACAAAGUGGUGGUGUACAGCAACACCAUCCAGUCCAUCAUGGCCAUCAUCAGGGCAAUGGGGCGGUUAAAGAUAGAUUUUGGGGAUGCUGCUCGAGCGGACGAUGCCCGCCAGCUGUUUGUCCUGGCGGGCUCAGCAGAGGAAGGGGUGAUGUCGCCAGAGCUAACAGGCGUGAUUCAGAGGCUGUGGGCAGAUGAAGGAGUUCAGACGUGCUUCGAUCGAUCACGAGAGUAUCAGCUCAACGACUCUGCGUCAUACUACCUGAACGACUUGGACAGGAUUUGUCAGCCGAACUACAUCCCGACUCAGCAGGACGUACUACGUACACGUGUGAAGACCACUGGCAUCGUGGAAACUCACUUCACCUUCAAAGAUCUCUACUUCAAGAUGUUUGACGUCGGUGGUCAGCGCUCGGAGAGGAAGAAGUGGAUCCAUUGUUUCGAGGGAGUCACAUCUAUCAUUUUCUGCGUAGCGCUCAGUGACUACGACCUCGUCUUGGCUGAGGAUGAGGAGAUGAACCGCAUGCAUGAGAGCAUGAAGCUUUUCGAUUCCAUCUGCAACAACAAGUGGUUCACGCUCACCUCCAUCAUCCUCUUCCUCAACAAGAAGGACCUGUUUGAAGAGAAGAUCGGCAGGAGUCCGCUCACUAUCUGCUACCCUGAGUAUGCUGGUGGAAACUCAUACGAGGAGACUGCAGCUUAUAUCCAGUGCCAGUUUGAAGACUUAAACAAACGAAAGGACACCAAGGAGAUCUACACCCACUUCACUUGUGCCACAGACACCAAGAAUGUGCAGUUCGUGUUUGAUGCCGUCACCGACAUCAUCAUAAAGAUCAACCUGAGUGAGAUCGGGCUCUACUAAGGCUUCAGGCCCUGCAGGUGUCAGGAGCAGAAUCAGGACUUCUGGGCUGGUAUGUCUUAUCUGCAGAGGGCGAUUUGGAAAGUAGGUGUUAUGGACUGAGCUGGUGGCCACGCUGCAUUUAGGACUUAAAGUCCACAAUUUGGGGACUUGAUACUAUGAUUACGUUUGUCUUAAUAGAUGUUACGAUGCUGAGCAUACUGGGAGGAAGUGAAAUGUGGGAGAGGCUUGUGAAAUGAUGACUGUGAGAUCUGUCCUGUCAUAUUUAAGACCUUUGCAUUAGUCGGGGGCUGUCAGGCAAAGCCCUGCUGACCUCUCUGACACGUUUGUAGUUUGUCUGUCAUAUGUACAAGGACCAAAACAGCCUGUUGAUAAAAUCCAUCACUGAAUUUCACUGUUUCACAGCUGAUAAUGUAAAUUUUGUUCACUUUUUUUCUGUUGCAUCUUCUCUUAGCUUGAGUCUGUACCACAUUGCUUUUAUUGAAUAUUUGUUACGUUUUAUUUUGAUUUUGGAGUUGCUAUUAUUUAGUAUUUCCACUUUUGGAUGUGUGAAUGCAAUAACUUAUGUAUGGAGAAGCAUUUUGUGUGAGCAGUUUUUGUAUAUAUAUAUAAAACAUAACAUUUUGGGUCUGGGAAUAGUUAGCAAGGGUGUAACGAACUCAGUAGCGAUGCGGCUGUCUGUGUAGUUAAUUAUUAACUAGACAACAUUGUAUUGAACAAUAUUUUUAUACAUGAGACCCAUCACUGCAAAUCAGUUUGUGAAGGGAGAUCUUGACUUCCUGUGUUUUUUUUCAUAGGAGUUUGAAUAUGACUAAUAAGGUAUUUUUUUAAAUCAUGUAGAUAUCAAUGAUAUAUAUAAACUCAUCAAACAUAAAAAGUGGGGUAGUUUGGUGUAGCCAGAGGCUGUAUUUGUUUUCCUUGGCCGCAGCCAUCACAUAAUACUGAGAAAGUCAUUUGCUGAUAUACAAAAUACUGUAGUGGAGCACAGUUUGGGUCAGUCACUUCCUGCACAGAGAAAUCCUGCUAGAAAACAUUCCUGAGUUUCAAAUCUAGCUUUCUGUACAUUGCUGCAGUUGUAUUGUUUCAUUUCAACAUCAUUAAAUGAUGGCACAACA
Molecule: messenger RNA, 2675 nt
Organism: Epinephelus moara (kelp grouper)
Lineage: Eukaryota; Metazoa; Chordata; Actinopteri; Perciformes; Serranidae
Gene: gnai3
Product: guanine nucleotide binding protein (G protein), alpha inhibiting activity polypeptide 3
Exons: 9
Coding region: 499-1563 (354 amino acids)
Biological process (GO): adenylate cyclase-modulating G protein-coupled receptor signaling pathway
Cellular component (GO): heterotrimeric G-protein complex
Molecular function (GO): GTPase activity; G-protein beta/gamma-subunit complex binding; G protein-coupled receptor binding
Source: RefSeq, a predicted model, not a curated record